CCGGCAAGAGUCUCGAUAAGUGUAUCCGGAAAGUGAAAGUGCAUGUGUGGCAUACACCCUUCUGUUCCAACUCCCCAUCACCUCUCUUCUCCUAUUUCUCCGUUUCAACAUUUUCACUCCAACUCUUCUUCUUCUUCGUCUCUGUCUCUUCCAUCAUCAUCAUCAUCAUCAUCAUCAUCAUCCUCUUCAAUGGCUUCUUCCUCUCUUCGCCUCCACAAUCUCCUCUCUUCUCCACUCAUACCUCGAUCAUCAUUCUCACUCUCUUCCACUGGACCUUCCUUUCCGGCUAUUCCUUCUUCUACUCCUUUCCUUUCCUCUCCUCGAAUUCUUUCCCUCAAGGCAUCUUCCUCUUCUUCUUCUUCUUCUUCUUCCUCUUUCUCUCCUUCACUUGUUGCCGAGUCUCAAGGUAUCAAGAUUGAUUUGAUUCCGACCACCCCGAUUGAAGGUCAGAAAACUGGAACCAGUGGUCUCCGGAAGAAGGUGAAAGUAUUUCAGCAGGAAAAUUACCUUGCGAAUUGGAUCCAGGCAUUGUUUAAUUCCUUGCCUCCGGAUGAUUAUGAAAAUGGGCUGUUGGUUUUAGGAGGCGAUGGCCGUUAUUUUAAUAAAGAAGCAGCUCAGAUUAUCAUCAAAAUUGCUGCAGGGAAUGGCGUCGGGAAAAUAUUGGUUGGACAGGAAGGUAUUUUGUCCACGCCAGCGGUCUCUGCUGUAAUACGAAAGAGGCAGGCCAAUGGAGGAUUUAUAAUGAGUGCAAGCCACAAUCCAGGUGGGCCUGAAUAUGACUGGGGUAUUAAGUUUAAUUAUAGCAGUGGGCAGCCUGCACCUGAAUCAAUUACAGACAAAAUAUAUGGAAACACUCUUUCUAUCUCUGAAAUAAAAUUUGCCGAUAUUCCUGAUGUUGACCUCUCACGCCUUGGAGAAAUCAAGUACGGGAACUUCAGUGUUGAAGUUGUAGAUCCUGUUUCUGACUAUUUGGAGCUGAUGGAGAAUGUAUUUGAUUUCCCACUCAUAAGAAGUUUGCUUUCACGUUCAGAUUUCAGGUUUGUAUUUGAUGCCAUGCAUGCAGUAACUGGUGCUUAUGCAAAACCAAUUUUUGUGGACAAGUUAGGAGCGAGUCUGGACUCAAUUUCUAAUGGAGUGCCUCUAGAAGAUUUUGGGCAUGGACAUCCAGAUCCUAAUCUUACAUAUGCUAAGGAUUUGGUCAACAUUUUGUUCAGUGAAGAUGGACCUGAUUUCGGUGCUGCUAGUGAUGGAGAUGGUGAUAGAAACAUGAUAUUGGGCAAAAAUUUUUUUGUUACUCCUUCAGACUCUGUUGCAGUUAUUGCAGCUAAUGCACAGGAAGCAAUUCCAUAUUUCAAGAAUGGUCCUAAGGGGUUAGCUCGUUCAAUGCCAACAAGUGGAGCACUUGAUCGUGUAGCUGACAAGCUCAAUCUACCAUUUUUCGAGGUUCCUACUGGUUGGAAAUUCUUUGGUAACCUUAUGGAUGCAGGGAAAUUGUCGAUAUGCGGGGAGGAGAGUUUUGGAACAGGUUCCGAUCAUAUCCGUGAGAAGGAUGGCAUAUGGGCUGUGCUGGCCUGGCUUUCCAUUAUUGCAUUCCGAAACAAAGACAAGAAAGUUGGGGAGAAGUUGAUCUCAGUUUCAGAUGUAGUGAGGGAACACUGGGCUAUUUAUGGAAGGAACUUCUUUUCAAGAUAUGACUAUGAAGAAUGUGAGUCUGAAGGUGCUAAUAAGAUGAUAAAUCACCUCAGAGAUCUCAUCAGUAAGAGCAAGUCUGGUGACAAGUACGGAAGUUAUGUCCUCCAAUUUGCAGAUGACUUCUCGUAUACCGACCCUGUUGAUGGAAGUGUGGCAUCAAAGCAAGGAGUCCGUUUUGUUUUUUCAGAUGGAUCAAGGAUAAUAUACCGUUUAUCUGGAACUGGCUCAGCAGGGGCUACUGUAAGAAUAUACAUUGAGCAGUUUGAACCGGACAUUUCUAAACAUGAUGUGGAUGCCCAAAUAUCUCUAAAACCAUUGAUAGAUUUGGCACUAUCUUUGUCCAAGCUGGAGGAGUUCACUGGGAGGGAGAAACCAACAGUCAUCACCUAAGCGGACAAGCUCAUAGUCUAUAGACUGGCCUAGAUCCACUAGACGGAGGUCUGCCUUUCAACCCUUGCCCUGCCUUAGGGUCAUGCUUGCUUAUAUUUAAAUUUUAGUUGAUUUUAUUUAAUUUUAGUCUGCAGAAUAAAUAGCUCACUCAUGUAAAAUUUGACAGUUAACAUCAACAUCAGAAAUAAAUAAUAUUUUCCAUUCUCAUUA
Messenger RNA from Cucumis melo (muskmelon), 2292 nucleotides. Its product is annotated as phosphoglucomutase, chloroplastic. Lineage: Eukaryota; Viridiplantae; Streptophyta; Magnoliopsida; Cucurbitales; Cucurbitaceae. The coding region runs from base 43 to 2082 and encodes 679 amino acids. Gene Ontology annotation, molecular function: magnesium ion binding; phosphoglucomutase activity. Gene Ontology annotation, biological process: carbohydrate metabolic process. Gene Ontology annotation, cellular component: cytosol. The transcript is spliced from 21 exons. The record is from RefSeq and is a predicted model, not a curated record.